UCUUUUUGAAAGAUCAGUUAUACAAAAGCUUGUUUUUGAUAACUGAGUUGCUCUCAAGUAUUCUGUUUUUCUCUUAUUUUUCUUUUAAGCAUUUCUGAAGAUUUUAUUCAUCUGUUGCAGCUGUGGAGUUAUAAUACUGAAAUCUCAGAUUAUUCUGACUAGCAUGUCAUAUGCAUUUUUCUUAGUAUAAGUGUAAUUCCGGUUAAUACUAUUUUUGAAGGCAAUGCAGUCUUUGAUGCUCCUUGGAAACCAGCAGCAGUCUGAUUUGUGGAAGUCAUUACUGUAAAUGUGUGCAGGAAGAUGACUAGCUGCUUGCUCUUUCUGAGUUAGAAGGAAUUGAAAAGGAAAGGGGACAAAGAGUUUUUGGAAGAUUUAAGUGGACAAGAGACUGCAGAAAACAAGAAAAAUGCCGAAACCAAUCAAUGUCAGAGUAACCACAAUGGAUGCAGAGUUGGAAUUUGCCAUCCAGCCCAAUACAACAGGCAAGCAGCUCUUUGAUCAGGUGGUGAAAACUGUUGGUCUUCGUGAAGUUUGGUUUUUUGGGCUUCAGUAUGUGGACAGCAAAGGUUACUCAACGUGGCUGAAGCUAAAUAAAAAGGUAACGCAGCAAGAUGUACGGAAAGAAAAUCCUUUGCAGUUUAAGUUCAGGGCCAAGUUUUUUCCAGAGGAUGUAUCUGAAGAAUUGAUUCAGGAAAUAACUCAGAGACUUUUCUUCCUGCAAGUCAAAGAGUCGAUCUUAAAUGAUGAAAUAUACUGCCCACCAGAAACUGCAGUUCUUCUGGCUUCUUAUGCUGUCCAGUCCAAGUAUGGAGAUUACAGUAAGGAGAUCCAUAAACUGGGCUACCUAGCCAAUGACAGGCUUCUCCCCCAGCGUGUGUUAGAGCAGCACAAACUGACAAAAGAACAGUGGGAAGAAAGAAUACAGAACUGGCAUGAAGAGCACAGGGGAAUGUUAAGGGAAGAUUCUAUGAUGGAAUACCUUAAGAUAGCACAAGACUUGGAAAUGUAUGGAGUCAACUAUUUUGAAAUAAAGAAUAAAAAAGGAACUGAAUUGUGGCUAGGAGUUGAUGCUUUGGGUCUGAAUAUUUAUGAGCACGAUGAUAAGCUGACACCCAAGAUUGGAUUUCCUUGGAGCGAAAUAAGAAACAUCUCUUUUAAUGACAAAAAAUUUGUCAUAAAGCCAAUUGACAAGAAGGCCCCUGAUUUUGUUUUUUAUGCACCUCGUCUGAGAAUUAACAAGCGAAUUUUGGCACUGUGUAUGGGAAAUCAUGAAUUGUACAUGAGGCGGAGGAAACCUGAUACAAUUGAAGUGCAACAGAUGAAGGCCCAAGCUAGAGAAGAGAAACAUCAGAAACAAUUGGAAAGGGCACAAUUAGAAAAUGAGAAGAAAAAAAGGGAGAUAGCAGAAAAGGAAAAGGAAAGAAUAGAGCGUGAAAAGGAGGAAUUAAUGGAGCGCUUAAGACAAAUUGAGGAGCAAACAAUGAAAGCUCAGAAAGAGCUAGAGGAACAGACUCGAAGAGCUCUAGAACUGGAUCAAGAACGGAAGCGUGCAAAAGAGGAAGCAGAACGCUUGGAAAAAGAGCGUCGAGCAGCUGAAGUAGCCAAAGCUGCUCUAGCCAAGCAGGCAGCUGACCAAAUGAAGAACCAGGAGCAGCUAGCAGCAGAAAUUGCUGAAUUCACAGCCAAGAUUGCACUUCUAGAGGAGGCCAAGAAAAAGAAAGAAGAGGAAGCUUCAGAAUGGCAGCACAAAGCUUUUGCAGCCCAAGAGGACUUGGAAAAGACCAAAGAAGAAUUGAAAUCUGUGAUGUCUGCUCCUCCUCCACCUCCACCCCCACCAGUUAUUCCUCCAACAGAGAAUGAACACGAUGAACACGAUGAGAACAAUGCUGAAGCCAGUGCAGAACUGUCUUCUGAUGGUGUCAUGAAUCACAGGAGUGAGGAAGAACGGGUAACAGAAACACAGAAAAAUGAACGUGUUAAGAAACAGCUCCAGGCUUUAAGUUCAGAGUUGGCUCAAGCCAGAGAUGAAACCAAGAAAACACAAAACGAUGUCCUUCAUGCUGAGAAUGUUAAAGCAGGCCGCGAUAAGUACAAGACUCUCCGGCAAAUCCGACAAGGCAAUACAAAGCAGCGUAUUGAUGAGUUUGAAGCAAUGUGAGAGCUGGUAUUUUGCAUAUAUGUUCCUCGUAAAGCUGAACCACCAACAGAGAAAAAAAACAGGCCUUUGCAGAUUUGAUGGAUUGCACCCCACUUUGCCAAAGCACUUAAUACCAGGUUGACUACAGUGACUAGAAGACAAAUUUAGGGGAAGCUAUUCAACAGUAAGGCAGUCUGUUUAACCCUAGGUUUUGGGUGGGGGGAGGGUGUGGAGGUUAAUAGCAGGUUUUUCCCCAUUGUGUUUUCAGUUUCAUUUUUUAUUUGUUUUUUUUCCCCCCUUUGGAAACAGAUGUGAAGUAUAUAAUGACUGACAAAUGUAUAUAUUGCUUAAACAAUAAGAAGUAGAAAGAAGAAUGGAGCUGUACCUAAACUGGAUAGGUAUAAUUGAAGUACGAAGUUUGAAAUUA
This is a messenger RNA of Sturnus vulgaris (Common starling), 2564 nucleotides long. NCBI's taxonomy places the organism in Eukaryota, Metazoa, Chordata, Aves, Passeriformes, Sturnidae. The record is from RefSeq and is a predicted model, not a curated record.